Messenger RNA from Anguilla rostrata (American eel), 2977 nucleotides. RefSeq names its product inter-alpha-trypsin inhibitor heavy chain H3-like. The transcript is spliced from 25 exons. Lineage: Eukaryota; Metazoa; Chordata; Actinopteri; Anguilliformes; Anguillidae. The record is from RefSeq and is a predicted model, not a curated record. Bases 72 to 2870 code for a protein of 932 amino acids.
ACUUAGUGUGUGACCUUUUCCUGUGCUAUAAAAGAUGCAUCUUUUGUGGCCCUGGCCAUAGCUUUGCUACCAUGGGGCCAGUUGUUCAAGGAGUGCUGCUCUUCAGUCUUCUUUUGAGGUCUUCCUCCUCAAGACUAGUGAGGAGAGAGAUCACGGAUAAUGACUUGGACAUCUACAGCUUCCACAUAAAGUCUGUGGUCAGUAGCCGCUAUGCUGUGACUGUCAUCACCAGCAGAGUUGCUAAUCGAGCAAGUGAACCCAGAGAGGUGAACUUCCAUGUGGAACUGCCAAAAUAUGCCUUCAUCAGCAAAUUCAACAUGACCAUUGAUGGGAAGUCGUACAGUGGAGUGGUGAAGAAGAAGGAAGAGGCACAGCAGCAGUACAGCCAAGCAGUCUCACGUGGUGAAAGUGCUGGCCUGGUCAGUGCAGUCGGGCGAACGCUGGAGGAAUUCAAGACUUCAGUGACAGUGGCUGCACACAGCAAAGUGACGUUUGAGCUGACCUAUGAGGAGCUAUUGAAACGACGGCUAGGGAAGUAUGAACUGCGGAUCAAGGCCCAACCAACACAGGUUGUCAAAGACUUCAAGAUUGAUGUGCACAUAAUUGAACGCCAGGGAAUCCGCUUCCUGGAAACCCAGGGGGGUUUGGCCUCCAAUGAUCUGGCAAGUGCUGUCAGCACCAAUGUGACUGAUAAAGAGGCCCUGGUGCAUUUCUCCCCAUCUCAUGAGCAGCAGCAGUGUCCUCACUGCAAGGACAUGGGGCUGAGUGGAGAAUUGAUUGUUGUCUAUGAUGUGAACAGACCAAAGUCACAAGGAGAGCUGCAGGUGGUGAAUGGAUAUUUUGUGCAUUACUUUGCUCCCUCUAGCCUCUCACGAUUUCCCAAAAAUGUUGUCUUCAUUAUUGACCAGAGUGGCUCUAUGCGUGGGACAAAGAUUCAGCAGACUCGAGAGGCAAUGUUGAAGAUUUUAGAUGAUCUCCACAAAGAAGAUCAUUUUGGCCUGAUCACCUUUGAUGGUGAAGUGACUUACUGGAAAGAUAACUUAGUUCCUGUGAACUCCGAUUACCUGGCAUUGGCACGCAUUUUUGUGGAGAACAUCAAAAGUAGAGGAAGCACAGAUAUCAAUGAAGCAGUUCUGAAGGGGGUGCAGAUGUUGUCCAUAUUUGACGAGUCCCACCCUCAAGAAGAAAGUACUUCCAUUCUCAUCCUGCUUACUGAUGGAGACCCCACCUCAGGAGUGACCAAUCUGAAUGAGAUCCAGAACAAUGUUAGGGAGGCCAUCCGAAAGAGAUAUACACUGUACUGCCUGGGGUUCGGCUUUGACGUUGACUACAAAUUCUUAGAGAAGAUAUCGCUUCAGAACAAUGGCCUGGCCAGGAGGAUCUAUGAGGAUUCGGAUGCAGCCCUGCAGUUGCAGGGUUUCUACGAGGAAGUGGCUACUCCUCUCCUGCUCGAUGUCCAAAUGCAUUACACUGGUGUCUCCAAUGUCACCUACACCAGCUUUGGCCAGUACUAUGAUGGCUCAGAGAUUGUGGUUGCUGGUCAAAUUAAUCACAAUGAUCUGGAAACAUUCACUGCUGAAGUCAAGGCUAAAACGAAAGGAAAUGACUCAGUAUUCCAUGAAGUAUUUACCAAGAGUGAAAGAGAUGCUUCCAAGGCUCUUGACCACUACAUCUUUGAGACAUACAUCCAGAGACUGUGGGCAUAUCUUUCUGUACAGCAGCUACUGGAAAGACUAGUGCUGCUCACAGAGGAACAGCAAACAGCUGUCAAUGAGCAGAUCCUGGCCCGCUCACUCGACUACAGCUUUGUGACCCCACUCACUAGUAUGGUGGUCACAAAGCCCGAGGGUGAGGACCCUCAUGUGGCCCACAAACCCAAGGAAGAGAAACCAUUAGAGCGAGCAUUUCCAGUCUCGAAGACUGCAGGUAGACGCACGUAUUCGCGCUUGAGAAUUUCAUCGCGGCCACUACCGACAGGGCCACGAGAUUACGGUAUGCUUGUAUCCGAAUCGCAUCCGUCAAUCCAUGGUAAUCAUGGUAAAUCGAGGAGCCAUCCUGUUAUGCAAGAAGCGGAUCUACGCAUUGCAAGAGUCAUUGCAGCUGAACCAGUCCAGACCUCACGCUAUCAACACAUUGCAGAAAGUGUCACUGCAGCUGAACCAGUCCAGACCUCAGGCUAUCAACACAUUGCAGAAAGUGUCACUGCAGCUGAACCAGUCCAGACCUCAGUCUUGUUAAAAGUCCUUCUGCCUGCCCAGGACCAGAAUACUUCAAUCUGUUUUAACAUUGAGGUACACAAAGAUGUGCUUCCCAAGGAUCCAGUCUUUAAAUUACUGCACGACCCGGCCACAGGUAUUUCCAUCAAUGGUGAGAUGUUAAAAAGGGGGCACUUCCGCAAGAUUGGGGUGAACUACAAAGAUGAGUGCCACAUCAAAGCAGACACUACAGGGAUCAUGGUGACCAAAGAAGGGAAAGAAAAUUUCAUCUUCUGGACCGACACAGCCACAAGUCAUCACUGUGAUGGAGUAACAAUUUCCCUGCAGAAUGAAGUUCUAAAUGUUUCUGUGGGAGAUAUUAGUGUUAACAUCCUACUGCACAAGAAUGGCAGAAACAGGUUUUUGUGGCCAGACGUUAGACGGCAAGCACCUAUCCCCGGAGCCAAAGGACUACUGGGCCAGUCUCCUGUGUCAUAUGUCCUUAAGGAGGCAUCACCAUUGGUGAGACUGGAAAUGCUGGGUAAAGAAGUACAGGGAACAAGAGACACAACGGUGGACUACCGCACUCAUGUGAAACCAACAGUGGACUGCUGGCUAGUGCCUUUCAGUGCGGUCGUGCCAGAGCCCCUGUCUGAAAUCCUUGGUUCGCUGUAGGAAGUCAUGCAAUGUUGGACAGCUGCGCAGCUACCACAAUUAAUUCUGGCUAUAUGUGUUACAGAAUUCUGAGACAAUAAAUGCAAAUGAGUCAAAUGUAAACAUUA